CGCCCCCUUCGUUACGUCACGCUGACGUCACCAGGAAGUCCACUGCAACCAAAGGAGGCAUCAUGGCAGAACACACAGACCCACGUGAGUUUGGCGGCCAUGCAGCUGUUGAUGAGAUGCCCGAGCUCUCUGAUGAUGAUGAUGAUGGCAUUGAUCAUGAUGAAGAUACGUGGCAGUGGAUGGAGGAGGAGGAGGACAGUGAGCCGGUUAAAGUCACAUGUCUGUUCUGUGACAGGUUGCUGAGCUCGGUGCCUGCCACCCUGCAGCACUGCACGGCUGAGCAUCAGGUCAACCUUGUGGACGUGAUAAGAAAACACAAUUUAGAUGACUACGGUUACAUAAAGAUGAUCAACUUCAUACGGUCAAAAAAAUGUGACGCAUCCGGUCUGAUCGGACUGCCAGAUGCUCCUCUACCUUGGGAGAGCGAAGACUUCCUGCGACCAGUCCUACAGGACGACCCUCUGCUGCAGACAGACCCAGAGGAGCUCUGCGAGGGCUCGAGCGUAUCGAUGUCCACAGCGUCUGGGGCCGCGUCCCAUGAUGCACUGCAGCAGAGGGCCCAGGCGGCAGAGGAGAGAGCCCGUACUUCCGAGGAGGCGUUGACCAGAGCCAUGGACGACCUGCACAAACUCAAGCUUCUGGCUCAGGGUUUGGUUCUGAACGCAGAGACGGGCAAACCCGGCAACCUGAGCACGGUGGCCGAGCUCCGAGAGGACGAGGACGAGGCCUACUUCAGCUCCUACGGCCACUACGGCAUCCACGAGGAGAUGCUGAAGGAUAAAGUGCGCACGGAGAGUUACCGCGACUUCAUGUACCGCAACCCCGAGGUGUUCAAAGACAAGGUGGUGCUGGAUGUGGGCUGUGGGACUGGCAUACUGUCCAUGUUCGCUGCCAGAGCCGGGGCCAAGCAGGUCAUAGCAGUCGACCAAUCAGAAAUCAUCUACCAGGCCAUGGACAUAGUCAGGUCCAACAAGUUGGAGGACAAGAUCACUCUGAUCAAAGGCCGCAUAGAAGACAUCAAGCUCCCAGUGGAGAAGGUGGACAUCAUCAUCUCAGAAUGGAUGGGUUACUUCCUGCUGUUUGAGUCCAUGAUGGACUCUGUCCUGUACGCCAGAGACCUCUACCUGGCUGACGGCGGCUCAGUCUAUCCGGACCUUUGUAACAUCAGCCUGGCUGCAGUUGGAGACGCACAGAAGCACCAAGACCACAUUGCAUUCUGGGAUGACGUGUAUGGCUUCAACAUGGCGUGCAUGAAGAAGGCUGUGGUGCCUGAGGCAUUUGUGGAAGUGGUGAAAGAAGACACGCUCAUCUCUGAGCCUGCAGUCAUACAGACGUUCGACUGUAACAGAGUUUGUCUGUCUGAGCUGGAGUUCGCAUCAGAUUUCAGCCUGAAGAUAACAAACACCACAGAAUGCACAGCAAUUGUCGGCUACUUUGACAUUUUCUUUGACAAAGACUGCGGCAACAAGGUGAUGUUCUCCACGGGUCCUCUGGUCACAAAGACGCACUGGAAACAGACCGUCUUCCUACUGGAGAGGCCUGUCUCCGUCAAAGCAGGGGAGGAGCUCCGGGGGAAGAUCACCGUGCGGAAAAACAAGAAGGACCCUCGCUCACUGUGGGUCACCUUUGACCUCGGAGACAGGAAGCAGACUUACAGCCUGCAAUAACGUCAGCCAUCGCAUGGUAAAAAAAAAAAAAAAAACAUCCAGCAAACAUAGCCUACUUUUUAAUUGACCAGCCAUGUGCUCUCAUACGAGAUCAAGUGGAAGUUGAACACUUGAUAUUGAUGUUUUCGAAUGUUCGGAUUGUUUCUGUGCCUUGUAAUAAAAUACAUAACGU
This is a messenger RNA of Anoplopoma fimbria (sablefish), 1839 nucleotides long. It is a transcript of the gene prmt3, whose product is annotated as protein arginine methyltransferase 3. The record is from RefSeq and is a predicted model, not a curated record. Bases 63 to 1667 code for a protein of 534 amino acids. Gene Ontology annotation, molecular function: protein-arginine N-methyltransferase activity. Gene Ontology annotation, cellular component: nucleus. Gene Ontology annotation, biological process: peptidyl-arginine methylation. The transcript is spliced from 16 exons. NCBI's taxonomy places the organism in Eukaryota, Metazoa, Chordata, Actinopteri, Perciformes, Anoplopomatidae.